Molecule: messenger RNA, 672 nt
Organism: Oldenlandia corymbosa var. corymbosa
Lineage: Eukaryota; Viridiplantae; Streptophyta; Magnoliopsida; Gentianales; Rubiaceae
Source: the annotation of a GenBank genome assembly
AUUCGGUUAACCAUAGUUUGCUUUAUUGCUAAUUAUUAUUUUGUCCACCUUGUUGAGAGUACUUUUGCAAAGGGCUGGUUCAUUGAAAUAUGCUGCCGCGACUUUCCGCCUUUGGGACGUCAUCUUAAGCAGCUUGAACCGAUUAUUACUUACAAUUAGGGUCACCACCUGGCUCUCCGCCUUUCUAUUAUGCAUUAGGCCGAUGCGAUAUUUGUCUACCUAGUCCGUUCAGUUUUUGGAUGAUAAUCUACCAAGUUAUCAUUCUCGGAAGAUGUGCUCAUCAUAUAAUUCUGAAAAGCAACUCAAGUAUCGACUAAGUCGGUAUACUCAUAAGCAUCUGAAAGAGCUGAAGUUGACCGACUUAGAUGGUGAUCAGAGGAACCAAGUUGAGUUUGCGGUGGACUUGGUUCGGAUUUGCAAGUCUUUGAAGAAAUUAAGCAUCAAAUUUAAACCUAAACAACAGGAUACUACGGAUGAUAUUCCUCAAACUCAAAAGCUAUUGUUGGAACUACUCAAAGUACCGGCUAGAGCCCAACUGUCACAAUCAAGGAUUAGGGUGGCAAUCAAUAAUCUGGUUUCUGGACUGGAAGAGAGAACCCAAUGUAAACUUUUUGUUGGAGUUAUUUUCAAUAUGUUGUAGGGACACAAUUAAUAUGUUGUGACUAUUGGGUG